Messenger RNA from Serpula lacrymans var. lacrymans S7.9, 531 nucleotides. RefSeq lists its product as uncharacterized. The record is from RefSeq and is a predicted model, not a curated record. The coding region runs from base 1 to 531 and encodes 176 amino acids. The transcript has 2 exons. Lineage: Eukaryota; Fungi; Basidiomycota; Agaricomycetes; Boletales; Serpulaceae.
AUGCCUUUCACCUUCCGUUCUCUUGCCUUGCCAGCCAGAAUCUCAGCAGCUUUUAAAGCUUUGAAACCCAAGAAACGUCCUAACCCUUUCACUCGCCAUUCGUUCCGAGUUUUUAGAAAUGCCUCUUCGAAGUCAGGUUCGCGUCACAUCAUACCUACUCUCUUCGCUGCUCUUCCUAUGGCCCCCAGUUUAGGCCCUGAUAUCUCUGCACAAGUAUCCUCUACUGAGCCCGACGACGAAGCACGCACCAGCUUGCUUGAACCACGGCAUUCAGGAGACCCUAACGGUGGCUCUAGAGAGCCUAGGGUUACUAUAGGUGAAAAGAUCCUCGAGAGAUUUUGGCCCCCAGAAGAUGAGGACAAGGACGACAACGCGCCUGAGCACACGAAGGAAACGGCGCAACUAAGCUUUACACCUCUCUCUCCCCCACCAUCUCACAACCCCAAGCUGAUCAGUACCGAGAGCCUACAAAUACGAACCGAUACUGCCACUGCCCAGGACCCGUGGAAGUGCAGGUUGGCUGGAACUUAG